This is a messenger RNA of Candidozyma haemuli, 1563 nucleotides long. RefSeq names its product phosphopantothenoylcysteine decarboxylase complex subunit. NCBI's taxonomy places the organism in Eukaryota, Fungi, Ascomycota, Pichiomycetes, Serinales, Metschnikowiaceae. The record is from RefSeq and is a predicted model, not a curated record. Gene Ontology annotation, biological process: coenzyme A biosynthetic process. Gene Ontology annotation, molecular function: FMN binding; phosphopantothenoylcysteine decarboxylase activity. The transcript has a single exon. Gene Ontology annotation, cellular component: phosphopantothenoylcysteine decarboxylase complex. Bases 1 to 1563 code for a protein of 520 amino acids.
AUGUCCCAACCACCUAAACGGUCUCUGCGGCCACAUAGCCCUGAAUCUGAUAAACCAGCGGGCGACAUUCCUCCUGCCGUGCAAGCCAUUUCGAACUUGCGGUGUCCGCUGCCUCCACCGAUUCUUAACAACCUGAGUCGAAACACGCCUACCCAGAAGAAUGCUACUUUGAACCAGGAGGAGCGUGAAUCGGAUAAGAACGCUAAAGUGGGCGCUCUGGGUUCUUCUGAAAAGCUUCCCCAGCCUUGUGUUACUGUGGAUGUGAGGGAGAUUCGUGGUAGACCUGAUGAAAGCUUGAAAAGAGCCAGUUUGGAGUCUCCACGUCUCAGAUCCAGAGAACAUGAAAACGGCGCUAACGAGGGUCUUUGGGCCCCUGCUCCUCGUGGCUCUUCUACAACCAGACAAGAAUCUGCUGGCCCAGAUGGUUCCCGUACUUCUGUUCAUGCUCACUUUUCAUCAGAAGAGUCGCUGCGACCAAAGACUAGACUGCGGUCGGGGCUGAACCCAAGUGCCCAGGGCACUACUGGUGGUGCUGGCACCAUCGCGGGAAACGGCUCUGCUACCGCUCGUGCUGGUGCUACCAGUCCAGCGGCUGGCGCUGAGUUUAAAGACCCAAUUUCAAGUAUAGGCGGUCAAUUGCCCAGCUCGAAGGAGGAAACAGCUAAUAUCGACCCACGUCUACCCCAAGACGAUGGCAAGCUCCACGUUCUUUUUGGUGUUUGCGGCGCCAUCUCCACUGUUAAAAUCAAACUAAUCAUCAAUAAGCUUUUCGAGAUCUACACUCCACAAAAGAUCGCCAUACAGCUCAUUCUCACGGCAUCUUCGGAGAACUUCAUCAGUAAUGAAACAUUGCAACUCUUGGAAAACUCCAAGAGAAUACGUGUCUGGCGUGACCUGGAUGAAUGGGUUACCUGGAAUUCUCGUGCUGACCCUGUGCUUCACAUCGAAUUGCGUCGUUGGGCCGAUAUCUUGAUCGUUUGUCCUUUGACAGCCAACACAUUAGCAAAGAUCUCUCUUGGUAUUUGCGAUAAUCUACUUACAUCCGUCAUCCGUGCCUGGAAUACCGCCUACCCAAUCCUUUUGGCACCUGCCAUGGUGAGCAAUGCCUACAAUGCUAUCACUACUAAGCGCCAAUUGAGACUAAUAUCAGAAGAAAUGCCAUGGAUCGAAGUUCUUAAGCCUGUUGAGAAGGUUAUGGGUUCUUACGGUGACAUUGGUAUGGGUGGUAUGAUGGACUGGAAUGAAAUCGUCAACAAAGUUGUCUUGAAGUUAGGUGGCUACCCCGAGAUCGAAGAUGAAGACGACGAUUCGAAAAGUAAUAACGACGCCGCCACUAAUGAUAACAACAAUAAUGAUGAUGAUGACGAUGACGAUGACGACGAUGAUGACGACGAUGACGACGACGACGAUGAAGAUGAUGAUGACGACGACGAUGACGACGAUGAUGACGACGAUGAUGACGACGACGACGAUAAUAAUGAGGUAGCCACUGAAGUCAUCAGAGCGCAGAAGGUCGUUGAAGCUGAGAAAGAGAAAGAAGCCAAAGAGCAAUUACAACUCUAA